AUGGCUGACAACUGGACCUCGCGUUUCCUUCACACUACAGGCAACAGGUCAUCUGUCGAUGAGUCCAAAGCUGAAGCGUCAGGCGCGGAAGAUGAGACGGUCGUGGAGCCCGAUCAGGGAAAUGUCCUUUCACACAUCAUUUCACAGCUCCGUCCCGGAGCAGACUUGAGUCGUGUUGUCCUUCCUACGUUCAUUCUAGAGCCCAGAUCAAUGCUGGAGCGGAUCACAAACUUCAUGGCACAUCCGGAGACGCUACUGCCCAUCUCCACCAUCGAUGACCCCCUCGAGCGGUUUGUCGCCGUUGUCAAGUUCUACUUGAGCGGCUGGCAUAUCAAGCCUCCUGGUGUCAAAAAGCCCCUGAAUCCUGUCCUUGGAGAGACCUUCACUUGCUGGUGGGAUUAUCCCGAUGGCACGCGGGGAUACUACGUCUCCGAGCAGACUUCUCAUCAUCCUCCCAAGUCGAGCUACUUCUUUAUGGCGCCAGAGCACCAUAUCCGGAUAGACGGCACUCUGAAGCCCAGAAGCAAGUUCCUGGGGAACUCCGCUGCCAGUAUGAUGGAGGGUAUCGCUUUCCUGCGUCUACUGAACAGGGGCAGCGACAAGACGAAAGGAGAAAAAUACACAUUGACGCAGCCAAACAUGUAUGCCCGUGGAAUACUCUUCGGCAAGAUGAAGUAUGAGCUGGGAGAUCACAGCUUCGUUCGAUGCCCAGAGAACAACCUGGUCGCAGACAUCGAAUUCAAAACGAAAGGAUACUUCUCGGGUACCUACAACGCGCUUGGCGGAACCAUCAAGAAUGAGAAGACUGGGCAGGUUUACUACGAGCUUUCCGGUUUGUGGAACGGGGAAAUGCAUAUCAAGAACGUCUCGACUGGCAAGAAGGAAUUGCUCUUCAAUGCCACCAACGCAAAAUACACACCACCAAAGACUAGGCCACUCGAGGAGCAGACUGAGCGAGAAUCUCAAAAAUUGUGGUACAACACAGUAAAAGCUCUGAUUGCAAGGAACCACGAUCUGGCAACAACAGAAAAAUCCAAAGUUGAGGAUCGCCAGCGAGAGGAGGCCGCCAAAAGAGUAGACGAAGGAGUUGAAUGGAAGCCUAGACUUUUCCGCCCCGUUAAGGGAGGCCCGGGAGGUCCCGAUGAAGGCGAGGAAGAUCUGGACUGGAUCAUUAACGCACAAGUUGAUUCUCAAAACCCUGAGCUUGCUGUGAAACAGAUUCUUGCUAUCGCGCCGAUUCUCCAGGGGCAAAAGGUUUCCCAUGAGUUCGAGAUACCGCCACGAUCUGCUGGCAAGGAUAAAGCGACGGACGACAGUGGCAAUCCUAUAGACUCUGCAGGCGAGAACGCCGCUCCGGGUCCAGGCGGCCUUUCGCAGGCUCCGAAUGCUGCGUCUCAGGAUCAAGGUGCGUCCAGCAGCAGCUCCGGUCUCGUGGAACUACCGCAGCCCUCCCAAAGUCAACAGCCCGGCAAUCCAUUACAGAGACGGGACACCAACACUAAGGAAGUGGACGAAUUUGUAGAUGCGAAGGAACAAUAG
Paecilomyces variotii is the source of this 1539-nucleotide messenger RNA. RefSeq names its product putative oxysterol binding protein. The coding region runs from base 1 to 1539 and encodes 512 amino acids. The record is from RefSeq and is a predicted model, not a curated record. The transcript is spliced from 7 exons. Gene Ontology annotation, molecular function: sterol binding. Gene Ontology annotation, cellular component: intracellular membrane-bounded organelle; membrane; cortical endoplasmic reticulum. NCBI's taxonomy places the organism in Eukaryota, Fungi, Ascomycota, Eurotiomycetes, Eurotiales, Thermoascaceae.